Boeremia exigua is the source of this 824-nucleotide messenger RNA. RefSeq lists its product as uncharacterized. The transcript is spliced from 2 exons. The record is from RefSeq and is a predicted model, not a curated record. NCBI's taxonomy places the organism in Eukaryota, Fungi, Ascomycota, Dothideomycetes, Pleosporales, Didymellaceae. The coding region runs from base 193 to 717 and encodes 174 amino acids.
UCUCGCGCUACUCCAAUCCCGACAGACAAUUAUGAUCAUCUAAUCGGUUUUGCCGGAUUCACCCAACUGUUCGAAGAUCCAUUACCCUAUCAUUGGUUCCUAGAUUCCGAAAUCGAGGCCAGUCGCGUAGAUCUCAACUUGAUCAACUUUGACACCCUAAGACACGAUCUUCAAUUGCCAGAUUCACGUCUUAUGCCUGAGCUUUUCUCCCCUACUCCGUCAAUAUCGACCACUGUAUCGUCUUCUACAGCCACAAAUCAACGGGUCUUAUCCGAGCACUCGUCGUUGGAAGAUUCUUCUCCUCCAAGCGUGGCAAGUGUUGCAACUACCCUCUGCGUCCCACAGUCCAUACCGCAGACGUUGCAGUGUAUCCGCCCUGCACUUCUUCCUUCCAUUUGCAAAGCUCUUGAUCGUUCAAGAACUACCACUCAAGAGCAGCAAUCGACAACCUACACGAAGAGGCAAGGCCACCGAAUUUUCUCCUGCGAUCAAUGUCCUCGGUGGUAUCACCAUGCGAAGAACCUUCGCGACCACAAACAGACGAAACAUCAAGGGAAGCGAUACAAAUGUGACUUUCCUGGCUGCACGAAGACGGUCGCUCAACGGAAAAAUCUCAAGAGGCACGUGAAAAAUAAGCACUCUGUCUUUACCGAGAACGAAGACAACGCGACACAACUGGAUCAACCUCAACAUCUCUCGGAAACACUGAAACUCUGAUAAUGGUAAUCUUCUUCGACCGGUUGGGCCAGUGGCCAGCAUUUCAGGACCUUGUUUUUCUCGAGCUUUUGCUGACUCGAAUGACUCCAGAACCAUACGUACGGCAU